This is a messenger RNA of Phyllostomus discolor (pale spear-nosed bat), 4441 nucleotides long. It is a transcript of the gene EGR2, whose product is annotated as early growth response 2. NCBI's taxonomy places the organism in Eukaryota, Metazoa, Chordata, Mammalia, Chiroptera, Phyllostomidae. Gene Ontology annotation, biological process: regulation of transcription by RNA polymerase II. The record is from RefSeq and is a predicted model, not a curated record. Gene Ontology annotation, molecular function: DNA-binding transcription factor activity, RNA polymerase II-specific; RNA polymerase II cis-regulatory region sequence-specific DNA binding. Bases 352 to 1767 code for a protein of 471 amino acids. The transcript has 2 exons.
CUUUCCAUCUCACGGGGAGAGCAGCAAUUGAUUAAUAGCUCGGCGAGGGGACACACUGACUGUUAUAAUAACACUACACCACCAACUCCUGGCUUCCCAGCCGGAGCACGGGAGAGAGUCAGUGGCAAAUAGCCAUUUUUCUUUUUUCUUAAAAAUAUAGCAACUUGUUUGCUAGUUUUAUUUGUUGGAUUUUCUUUUUUUCUUCUUUUUUUUUUUUUUUUGGUGGUUGCUUUUAAGUGUGGAGGGCCAAAGGAGAUACCAACGUAGGCUCAGUCCAACCCCUCUCCAAAACGGCUUCUCUGACACUCCAGGUAGCGAGGGAGUUGGGUCUCCAGGUUGUGCGAAGAGCAAAUGAUGACCGCCAAGGCCGUAGACAAAAUCCCAGUAACUCUCAGUGGUUUUGUGCACCAGCUGUCUGACAACAUCUAUCCGGUGGAGGACCUCGCUGCCACGUCGGUGACCAUCUUUCCCAAUGCCGAACUGGGAGGCCCCUUUGACCAGAUGAACGGAGUCGCCGGAGAUGGCAUGAUCAACAUUGACAUGACUGGAGAGAAGAGGUCCUUGGAUCUUCCAUAUCCCAGCAGUUUUGCUCCCGUCUCUGCAUCCCGAAACCAGACCUUCACUUACAUGGGCAAGUUCUCCAUUGACCCCCAGUACGCUGGUGCCAGCUGCUACCCAGAAGGCAUCAUCAAUAUUGUGAGUGCAGGCAUCCUGCAGGGGGUCACUUCCCCAGCUUCGACCACAGCCUCGUCUAGCGUCACAUCUGCCUCUCCCAACCCACUGGCCACAGGACACCUGGGUGUGUGCACCAUGUCCCAGACCCAGCCUGACCUGGACCACCUUUAUUCUCCACCACCGCCACCUCCUUAUUCUGGCUGUGCAGGAGACCUCUACCAGGAUCCCUCAGCGUUCCUGUCAGCACCCACCACUUCCACCUCCUCCUCUUUGGCCUACCCACCACCUCCUUCCUACCCAUCCCCCAAGCCAACCACGGACCCAGGUCUCUUCCCCAUGAUCCCAGACUAUCCUGGAUUUUUCCCAUCACAGUGCCAGAGAGACCUACAUGGUACAGCUGGCCCAGACCGAAAGCCUUUUCCCUGCCCCUUGGACUCCCUGCGAGUCCCACCUCCACUUACUCCACUCUCUACCAUCCGCAACUUUACUUUGGGGGGCCCAAGUGCUGGGGCUACAGGGCCAGGGACCAGUGGAGGCAGCGAGGGACCCCGGCUGCCUGGCAGCAGCUCAGCAGCAGCAGCUGCUGCUGCUGCCUAUAACCCCCACCAUCUGCCGCUGCGGCCCAUUCUGAGGCCUCGCAAGUACCCAAACAGGCCUAGCAAGACGCCAGUGCAUGAGAGGCCCUACCCCUGCCCAGCAGAAGGCUGUGACCGGCGAUUUUCCCGCUCGGACGAGCUGACGCGGCAUAUCCGCAUCCACACCGGGCACAAGCCCUUCCAGUGUCGGAUUUGCAUGCGCAACUUCAGCCGCAGUGACCACCUCACUACUCACAUCCGCACCCACACUGGCGAGAAGCCCUUUGCCUGUGACUACUGCGGCCGCAAGUUUGCCAGGAGUGAUGAGAGGAAGCGCCACACCAAGAUCCACCUGAGACAGAAGGAGCGCAAAAGCAGUGUCCCCUCCUCAUCCGUGCCAGCGGCCUCUACGGCGUCCUGCACCGGGGGCACGCAGGCUGGAGUGCCCCUGUGCAGCAACGGCAGCACUAUUGGAGGCUCCCUGGCCACUUGCUCCUCUAGGACCAGGACACCUUGAGACGAGAGACUCAGACUGACACACCAGCUCCUUGAGGGCCCCUAGGCCCUUGGGCCACUGGAACUGCACAACAAACACUACCACCCUCUCUUGCCUUCCUUCAUUGGGCAAAGGGCUUUGGUGGAGCCCAGCACUGCCCCCCUUUCCACUUAGAAGCAGGUCCUUCCUAAACGUUAGCCUACCUUAGUCUCUCUUUGGUGAGUUGACUAUCAGUCACCCCCAAAUCAUGGGGAGGUUCUUGAAGGGGUUUGCUGGGGGUCCUUGGCCUAGAGGGCUGAGGGCUAACCCUGCUUUAAAGGGUGGUUUGACUAGGUUUUGUUCCCCUUUUCUAAUUUUGACCAAUUACAGAUUGUUGACUCUGAAUCUCAGAGUUGACCUGAGACGUUUUCUACAGCAGGUUGGGAGAUGCUGAUCCCUUCGGGUAGGGACAGCAAAGACAAGAAGCAAAACUGAUGUGCACUUUAUGGCUUGGGACUUUUCUGAGGGACACUGUACAGUGAGUAAAGCAUGGUCUUUGUGCUGCAUUCUGUGGCCCUAGGACAGUGAAUCAAAGCUUAUCUAGUCCUCUCAACCCUUUAGGCAAUAUGUAUUAUAAACUCAGAGAACAGAAGUGCAAUGUGAUAGGAGGGACAUAGCAAUAUCUGCUCCUUUUUGAGUUGAGAAAUGUAGACUAUUUUUGCAGUGUAUAUCCACUCAGAUUUUGUGUAUUUUUGAUGUGCACUGUUCUCCAAGUUCUGAACCUUUGGGAAGAAAAAAAAGCAUUUAUAACCUCUUGAAAUGAGUCAGAGGUUAACUUAUUUAAAAGGGGAUGUACAUAUAUUCUCUGAAACUAGGAUGCAUGCAAUUGUGUUGGAAGUGUCCUUGGUGCCUUGUGUGAUGUAGACAAUGUUACAGGGUCUGCAUGUAAAUGGGUUGCCUUACUAUGGAAAUGAAAGUCACUCCCUGGGCUUAGUAUGGCUGUAUAUAUCUGCCUAUUAAUAUUUGGAAUUUUUUUUAGAAAGUAUAUUUUUGUAUGCUCUGUUUUGUGACUUAAAAGUGUUACCUUUGUAGUCAAAUUGCAGAUAAGAAUGUAAAUAAUGUUACUGGAGCUGACUUGUUUGGUUAUUAGCUCUUAAUAGUUGUGGAAACAUAAUUGAUUUAGUCUAACAUAAAACCACUAACUGAAGUUCAGAUACUGGAUGCUUUAUGACUAUGGUGUAAAUAAAUCCUUUUCAACAAUACUUUUUUGCUCUAGAAAUCGUUUCUGAAAGAUUUUCUGGUGGGAAUUCAGUAGUUCACCUAGUGAUUUUUAAUGCUCUGACCAAGCUAGGAUAUCCAAGUCUUCUUUGCUACCCUUUCAACGGCAGCCCUCUCACCCCAAAGCAAUCUCCAUUCAUAAUCAAACGCUAGUGUUAUGGGGAUUUCCCCAAUGUAUUAGUGUAAAAAUAGGGAGGCGUUGUUUUGACUCAUUGUUCCGUCCUCCAUAAGAGCCUAUAGCUUCUCUCUGCGCCUGAGUGGGCUCUGGAAAAUAAAUACUUACAAACAAGUGCCCACUCGGAGACUACACAUUUGCAACUGCUUUCAGAACCCUGACCAGGGCCAGGAACUCAAGACGAAAUGUAGCUUUGUGGAAAGUGUGGUGGUGUGGUCAAGCUGGAAAUGACUUUCAGGUUCUUGGAUUAGUUUCAUGACCACACAAAACUUUUUGAAAAGAGCUAUCACCUCCUCAGAUCAAAAAUGCAUUCAGACAUAUGGGUGACAGCAUUAACGGGUUGCCAAAGGAAUUACCCGGGGCUCAUUUCUCUCCCCAAGUACUCGUAUAUUUGGAAGGAUCGUUAAUCUGCCAUAUGUUUGGUGGGUCUAGAGAUUACCGAAAUACUCAGCUCAUUAGAUAACAUAGGUGUACACCUUAAAAUCUCAAAGAAAAUUUGAAUUAAAUAGGCAGAUGUCCUCCAUGGUACUGGAUAAUGGUUAUUAGCAAAAGUACAUUAUAGGGUUCAUUUUACAGUGAGCCUUUUGUAGUAACUUUAAAAUACAAAGUCACCAAAAAAGUUGUCUAAUAUACAAAGCAAAUGAUUGUCUUUAUUAAGCCACCUUUGUCUAAAAUUGGGCCUAAAGACGUAGCCUCAUCCACUGCCUCCAGAUCCCCCCACAAGUAUUAACACUGGAGUGCCCACUCUUCAGCCCCAUUGUCCGCGAACUGUCCCGUGUCCUGGCUGACGAUUCAUGGCCUGCAUUUCAGCAGUACAGCUACUCCUGGGAACUACUUUUUGCCCUACCAGUACUAGGAUUUGAGAUCUAGUAUGUGGAGAUGAUUAAUCCUUUUAUUUCUUCUCUGCCCAAAUUUAAAGAUGUAGAAUACCUCUUUCUAUAACUGCUAAAUGGAAGUUUCUAACCUUCAGUGCCAGAUUGUUCUAAUGACUGGUGUUAUUUUGCUAAAUUCCUAUUUCCUAGCUUGUCAGCAUAUUAUCAUCCUUGUUUGGCCAAUCUUGUUUAAUAUGUAUAAAACAAUGCCGUUUUGACAAUUGUUUUAAUGAAGUCUUCCCUCCUACCAAAAUUUCAUUAUAUUAAAAUACAGCACACCUAUAGUUUAUAAGAGCUGUAAUUUUCUUGACAAAUUUUAAUUUCAGAGCAGCUUCAGUCAAAAUGUAAACACUGUUUACAAAGCAAAAGACUAGAAAAAGAUUAAGUACAU